AUGGACCCUUCUGCAAGGACGCCACGUGGCAGGCCCCCGGGCUCCAGGAAUAGGACAAGCUCCAUCUCUUCCCCAAUGGCCGAGCCUGAUAAGUCUUUCACUAAGGUUUUUGCUUUUAAUGUACCUCCAAACAGGGACAUCAUGGAGUUCAUCUUUGACAUUGCUCACAAGGACCAAGUCAAUGUAUCUGUCCUUAAUGCCUCUGGCAUGAUCAACAUUGUUACCUUACACAACUCCCAGAAGGUCAUGCUCCAUGGGCCUUUCACCUUACUCUCCCUUACUGGUUCCUACUUAUGCAAGAACCACUACACCCUUCACCCUGGAGUCACCUCUCCAUUUCCCUUAUGCUUUGGGAUAAACCUUUCCGCCUCUCAUGGUCAGAUCAUCGGUGGGGUCAUCGGUGGUAGCGUCAUCGCCGGUGAGGAUGUCUGCCUCACGAUCUCCACCUUCAAGAAUCCUGGUUUUUUAAACUACACUUUUGAACAACAUGACAAUAGUAACGACAACCAUGGUAAUAAGUCUGGUGAUUUCAUUGGGGGUUGCAACCUGUUGGGGUUCAACUCAUUUGGUUGUGGAGUUCGUGGGUGGCGAAUGAAUUAG
Messenger RNA from Sphenostylis stenocarpa, 600 nucleotides. The record is from the annotation of a GenBank genome assembly. Lineage: Eukaryota; Viridiplantae; Streptophyta; Magnoliopsida; Fabales; Fabaceae.